AUGACUAAUAUACAACGAUUUCUGGACGCUGAAGAAGAAUCACUCAGAAACUGGUCAACUAUUGAAGGUUUUGAAAAUCAACCAUUAAUUUCAUUCGAUGACGCUGUCGAAAGACUUCAACAAUGCGUAUUGAAUCUUGGUCAACGUAGAAACGAAACGAAGCAGAGUCUGUUCGAUUCGAUGGAUGGUCUUAACGCUGAUGAGGCGGCUGCUAUUUGUCUCUAUACUCUCGAACAAAAUGAUCCAGCUGCUAGUGUCUGUACUCAACUAAAUCGAGCACUUCGUACUACAAUACAAAAUGAAUUGAAGUCUUGGUUAUCUUAUUUAAAGCUCUUUAUUACUGCGCUCGGUAAACUGUCACCAUUUCAGGGUACAGUUUACCGAGGUGUUCAUGGUCAUGCUAGUGAUCAAUAUCAAGAUGAGUUGACAUGGUGGGGUUUUAAAAAAUCUAUGAACUACGAUGGUAACAAAAAUACUUCAUCAAGUACUCAAAAGGCAAAAGCAAGUAACAUUCCUGUCUUUCCUUCUCCUCAUGAUCGAACGCUUCCACAUGCUAUUCGACUUGGUACACCACAAGAUCCUUCGUCUGAUCUUGAUACUCUUAAUCAAGUAAUCGGCUCACUAGUCGGUCUAGCUGUAGGUGAUGCACUCGGUGCCAGUGUUGAAUGUCAGUCUCAUGCUAAUCUUAUAGAACAUCCUGUUACUAAUAUGCAAAGUGGUGGUACAUGGGGUUUGAAAGCUGGCCAAUGGACGGAUGAUACAUCCAUGGCGCUGUGUCUUGCUUCAUCAUUAAUUAGUAAACAAGGCUUUGAUCCAUAUGAUCAACUAGUUCGAUAUAAAUGGUGGUUUAAACAUGGUUUUCUUUCGUCGACCGGUCACUGCUUUGAUGUUGGCAGUGCUACUCGUCGAGCACUCGACGAAUUUUCUAAUCGUCAAAAAAUUCUCAAAAAACAUUUUAAAUGUCGAACUGACCAAGAAGUCGAUCAGUUAUCUUACGAUGCUGUCCGACAUGUGCCAGGCUUUAAUGUCAAUUGCAGUUCACCCAAUAUCGCAGGUAAUGGAGCUUUGAUGCGUCUAACUCCUGUACCUCUCUUUUAUUUUCGGUCACCUUCCGUCGCUAUUGAAUAUGCUGGACGUAGCGCUGUUAUCACUCACGGCGAUAGAAAAGCAGUCGAUGCCUGUCGAUACUAUGCAGCGUUGAUUGUUGCAGCUAUUCAUAAAGAAUCUAAAGAGCAGCUGUUAAGUAAUUCUUUUUACGAAGAACACAAAAACUGGUUUCAAGGUCAAGAUCUCCAUCCAGAUAUACGUCACAUCGCUCAAGGUUCAUAUAAACAAAUUCGAGGAUAUGAAGGAGGAAUUCGAGGCAAGGGCUAUAUAGUGAAAGCACUUGAAGCUGCUCUUUGGGCCUUUUGGUCUAAUAAUGACUCGUUCGAAACCGGUGUUCUUGCAGCUAUUCAGCUUGGAAGUGAUACAGAUACAACAGCAGCUAUCUAUGGUCAAUUGGCCGGUGCCUUCUAUGGUUAUGAUAAAAUUCCUCAAAAAUGGCGACGACAACUCUAUGCUCACGAUUUACUUGUCUCAAUCAGUCACUGGUUACAUUUUCUUGGAUCUGAAGCAUCUACGAAUGAACAACAAUCACAACAUAUAACUGGAGAAAAACGGAAAUGA
Messenger RNA from Adineta steineri, 1668 nucleotides. Lineage: Eukaryota; Metazoa; Rotifera; Eurotatoria; Adinetida; Adinetidae. The record is from the annotation of a GenBank genome assembly.